This is a messenger RNA of Heterobasidion irregulare TC 32-1, 1389 nucleotides long. RefSeq lists its product as uncharacterized. NCBI's taxonomy places the organism in Eukaryota, Fungi, Basidiomycota, Agaricomycetes, Russulales, Bondarzewiaceae. Gene Ontology annotation, biological process: dephosphorylation. Bases 1 to 1389 code for a protein of 462 amino acids. The transcript has 12 exons. The record is from RefSeq and is a predicted model, not a curated record. Gene Ontology annotation, molecular function: phosphatase activity.
AUGGUGUCGCCUGGGACGAGCCUAGUGGGUCUGGGGCUCGGCGGGGGCGGGAACGCGAGCGGGGGCGGGGGAGGGGGUGCGCGGUAUAGGGCACCGAGGCCUCCACUGGACGUGGCGGGGUAUCCGGUGGCGCCGAGGGAGCUGGAACUGGAGCAGGUGCAUGUUUAUGUGAGGCAUGGCGAACGCACGCCCGUCUCCGUGCGCAUGUCUGACGCCCCCGCGUCCAUCCCCGAACACUGGAUCAUGUGCAAGCAGGCGCGCCGCUUCCGUGCGGCCGUCGCGGGGCGCGACCCGCACAGCCCCGGAGAGCUCGACGUGCAGCGCGUCGUCGAGCGCGCGGACGGGGAGGCGGUCGAGGGCGAGUGUCUGCUCGGGGAGCUGACGGAUGUGGGGAGGCAGUCUACGUACAACUACGGCCGCGCGCUGCGCGAACUCUACGUCGACAGGCUGGGCUUCCUCCCGGACACGCUCGCGCGCGCAAACGACGUCUAUUUCCGCUCGACGAACCUCCCGCGCACGAUCGAGUCGCUGCAGCAGAUCGUCCACGGGCUCUACCCCACGGCCAAGCUCGAGAGCGUCGUACCCCAGGUCCGCAUCCGGAACGGCCGCGACGAGAAUCUGCUCGGCAACACGCUCUCCUGCUCUCGCCUCGGGCACCUCCUCCUGAACUUCGCAAACGCCGCUGCCGCCGCGUACAACCACACGCUCGAGCCGCUGGACAAGAAGGUCGCCAAGUACCUCGGAGGGAACCCUAUCCGGCUUGACGGGAAGCCGCGCGCGUCUGGCGUGCUCGAUACGAUACGCGCGGCGAUGGCGCAUGGGGUCAAGGUGCCGCCUGAGUUCGAGGAGCGGAGCGUCAUGGACCCGAUUGAAAAAGCCGUCGUGAACGAAUGGUUCGCAGGGUAUAAAACCGAGGAGGUCCGCCGGCUCGGCAUGGGUCGGCUCCUCGCGGACCUGUCGCGCAAGAUGCAGCUCAAGGCGCAAGAGCUUCCCGCCAGCACGAGCACGAGUGCCGGCGUCGUCGACGAGCAGGCGCGCACGCCGAAGAUAUUGAUCCAUAGUACGCACGAUACGGCGCUCGCGGGGCUCGCGAGCGCGCUGGACGCGUUCGAUGACAGGUGGCCGGCGUUCACGGCGUCCAUCACAUUCGAGCUGUUCCGCAAGAGGGAAAUACAGGAGCCUGAUGCCGCCGCGCCUGCGGCGCCGAGCCAGGAUCGAGCCCAUGUGCGGGCGCGGUACCAGAAUCGCACGCUCGUGCUACCGCUGUGCGCGGACGAGGGCAAGCAUAUGGCCGGCGCGCCCGAGUUCUGCACGCUUGAGGCGUUCGUGGAACGUGUCGACGAGCUCACGCCGAGAGAUUGGGAGGCGGAGUGCGCGGCGGGAAGCUGA